This is a messenger RNA of Poecile atricapillus (Black-capped chickadee), 1266 nucleotides long. Its product is annotated as ultraviolet-sensitive opsin. The transcript is spliced from 5 exons. The record is from RefSeq and is a predicted model, not a curated record. Gene Ontology annotation, cellular component: membrane; photoreceptor outer segment. Gene Ontology annotation, molecular function: G protein-coupled receptor activity. Gene Ontology annotation, biological process: visual perception; G protein-coupled receptor signaling pathway; phototransduction. NCBI's taxonomy places the organism in Eukaryota, Metazoa, Chordata, Aves, Passeriformes, Paridae. The coding region runs from base 102 to 1142 and encodes 346 amino acids.
CCCCAAGUUUGGCCGGGCUGAGCCCUGAUCCCCAUUAAGCAGCUUUGGGGGCGCAGGGUAUAUCAGGGGGGUGGGCGUCCCCCCCCCCCACCACCGCCACCAUGGACGAGGAGGAGUUCUACCUGUUCAAGAACCAGUCGUCGGUGGGGCCCUGGGAUGGGCCCCAGUACCACAUCGCGCCCAUGUGGGCCUUCUACCUGCAGACCAUCUUCAUGGGGCUGGUGUUCGUGGCGGGCACCCCCCUGAACGCCAUCGUCCUCAUCGUCACCAUCAAGUACAAGAAGCUGCGGCAGCCGCUCAACUACAUCCUGGUGAACAUCUCCGUCAGCGGCCUCAUGUGCUGCGUCUUCUGCAUCUUCACCGUCUUCGUCUCCAGCUCCCAGGGGUACUUUGUCUUCGGGAAGCACAUGUGUGCCUUUGAGGGCUUUGCAGGGGCCACCGGAGGGCUGGUGACAGGGUGGUCCUUGGCCUUCCUGGCCUUUGAGCGCUACAUCGUCAUCUGCAAACCCUUCGGCAACUUCCGCUUCAACUCCCGCCACGCCUUGCUGGUCGUGGCGGCCACCUGGAUCAUCGGCGUCGGCGUCGCCGUCCCCCCCUUCUUCGGCUGGAGCAGGUACGUCCCCGAGGGGCUGCAGUGCUCCUGCGGCCCUGACUGGUACACAGUGGGCACCAAGUACAAGAGCGAGUACUACACCUGGUUCCUCUUCAUCUUCUGCUUCAUCGUCCCUCUCUCCCUCAUCAUCUUCUCCUACUCGCAGCUGCUCAGCGCUCUGCGGGCCGUGGCAGCGCAGCAGCAGGAGUCGGCCACGACACAGAAGGCAGAGCGGGAGGUGUCACGCAUGGUCGUGGUCAUGGUCGGGUCCUUCUGCCUGUGCUACGUCCCCUACGCGGCCCUGGCCAUGUACAUGGUGAACAACCGCGAACACGGCAUCGACCUGCGCCUCGUCACCGUCCCUGCCUUCUUCUCCAAGAGCUCCUGCGUCUACAACCCCAUCAUCUACUGCUUCAUGAACAAACAGUUCCGCGCCUGCAUCAUGGAGACGGUGUGCGGGCGGCCCAUGUCAGACGACUCCGACGUGUCCAGCUCGGCCCAGCGCACCGAGGUCUCCUCUGUGUCCUCCAGCCAGGUCGGCCCCAGCUGAGGGGCUCUGGCACCGCCCCAGCCCUCGGGACCCCCGGCUGCCCCCACAGCGGGGCCGGCACUGCCCCGGGGGCCCCGGCCAGCCUAGGAUGUAGCGCGGGUGGGACAAUAAACCACGGCCGCGG